Messenger RNA from Fonsecaea erecta, 771 nucleotides. RefSeq lists its product as hypothetical. The transcript has a single exon. Lineage: Eukaryota; Fungi; Ascomycota; Eurotiomycetes; Chaetothyriales; Herpotrichiellaceae. Bases 1 to 771 code for a protein of 256 amino acids. The record is from RefSeq and is a predicted model, not a curated record.
AUGCCACGCCGUUGCCACGACUGCACAUACUCUGAGACAUAUAAAGACCUCCGGUCUGAGAAACGCGGCCGGAAUCGACUCUCGAAGCAAUCUGCCAAAUACUAUGGUUACCGCGGUGUACAGCCCAGCUGGAUCGACCAAGAGUACCUCUCCUUCACCAACACUCCUCGACAGCAUUUCUACCCAAAUUUCAGUAUCUUCGUCAGCUCGGCCCCGCUCGUUACAGAGCCCACCCAUGCGAAGGUGGCAAUGUGGACAAAGCGCGACAUGUGGCUGGACCGAGGUGUGGACAUCUGGCCGCUCGACAUCCGGCACCACCGGGGGAGAAGAAUCAGGGAGAAAUACUCCUUCAAGUGGAACGAGCUGGAGUUCGGUCGAAGGAUGAAGCAGAAAUCCCGAUGUCUCGAAUUUGCCGCUCAAGACGGCGAACUCCUGGCGACGGACGACGAUGCCGACACGAUGUAUUGGGACUUUGAAGAAAAUUGGGACUUUGACCUUGACGAGGGUCGCAACGAUCAUGACGAACGGCCCCCUCGAUAUGUUGGUCUGGAUGGCGAAUGCUAUCCUGAAGACAGUCCCGAUCUGGUCGAACCCGACGACCCUAUUGGACCCUGGGAAAGGGAACUCAUAGAGCUUUACUGCGACACCGGCGAUGGAGAUGAUUUCAGCGUCAUUUCAGAGCGGGAAGUAUUCGAUUCUCUGCCGUUAUCUUCAAUUGAAGAUGACUAUGAGGUGGUGUCAUGGUGGGAUGCGGAUUGUGUAGCGACAUGA